Molecule: messenger RNA, 3484 nt
Organism: Clupea harengus (Atlantic herring)
Lineage: Eukaryota; Metazoa; Chordata; Actinopteri; Clupeiformes; Clupeidae
Gene: clcn5b
Product: Cl-/H+ antiporter 5b
Biological process (GO): transmembrane transport; chloride transport
Cellular component (GO): Golgi apparatus; plasma membrane; synaptic vesicle
Molecular function (GO): voltage-gated chloride channel activity
Source: RefSeq, a predicted model, not a curated record
AUAUAUACUAUUCGUGUAACUUGGUUUGAAACAGAGGCAUAUUAGCUACCUAGUUUGCCAACUGUGAAGUAUUUCAGAAAGGGUCCCUUUUGUUCGCCGUAGAUGAAGUUGGUUUAACUGUAGCUAAUUGACCCAGAUAAAGUUUUUGUUGUAGGAUAGCUUUGUCUUUCAAUUGUAAUGGUUUAUCCAUGCAGAGCCACUUGAGGGUUAUUUGGCUACUGUAGUAGUAUAGCCACCUCGAUAAUGACAUCAACUGUCAAAAGUGAUAGAGGGGUUUAUCAAAAUGACAACUUGUCUGUAUUCGUAUGUUCCCGACAUCGAUUUGCCAUUGGCUGUUUGACGGUAGGUUAGCUAUAAAUGACCCCAUUGGGCAAAUUAAUAGUCGCUUGUGCAAUGUGUUUUUCUUAUUGGCUCGUAUAGCUUUGUCAUCUGUAGGUUAGUGGGUUGUGGAGUUGAAAUGAGGAUGCUUGGCCAGACAGUUGUAGGAAGCGGCGACAUCGGCUAGUUCAUGCUUUGAAAUGUUGCAUACCUUAAUCUCAUUCAGAAAAUACAACAAUGUUUACCGCAGAGAGGAUAUGGAAAACUCGGGGUUUUGCAACGACAACUACAACAGCGGGACUAGUGACGAUGACAUGGUGGAUAUUAGCGGCGCUACCUUGGAUUUCUCUGAUGACGUGCCCCAAAUCGAGGGUGACCACUUCGGCGCAGUGUCCAGUAGCGGCGGGGUCACUAACGGGCAAGCCAAGCUGAUGGACCUGCUGGACGAGGCCGUGCCAGGGGUGGGCACCUACGAGGACUUCAACACCAUCGACUGGGUCCGGGAGAAGUCCAAAGACCGCGACCGACACCGAGAGAUUGCCAUUAAAAGUAAGCAGUCCUACUGGGCUCUUCUCCACAGUGUGAAUGAUGCCUUCUCAGGCUGGCUGCUCAUGCUCUGCAUAGGCCUCAUGUCAGGUGCGCUGGCGGGUCUCAUCGACAUCACGGCGCACUGGAUGACCGACCUGAAGGAGGGCGUGUGUCUGGACGGCUUCUGGUUCAACCACGAGCACUGCUGCUGGACCUCCAAGGAGACCACCUUCCACGAGCGGGACAAGUGCCCCCAGUGGAGGAGCUGGGCGGAGCUCAUGGUGGGGGUCAGCGAGGGGGCGCCAGCCUACAUAGUAAACUACCUGAUGUACGUGUGCUGGGCGCUACUCUUUGCUUUCCUGGCUGUGUCUCUGGUGAGGGCCUUCGCUCCAUAUGCCUGUGGAUCAGGAAUACCAGAGAUCAAGACCAUCCUGAGCGGCUUCAUCAUCCGGGGGUACCUGGGCAAGUGGACGCUGAUGAUCAAGACCAUCACGCUGGUGCUGGCCGUGUCCUCGGGGCUCAGCCUGGGCAAGGAGGGCCCGCUGGUGCACGUGGCCUGCUGCUGCGCCAACGUCCUGUGCCACCUCUUCGCCAAGUACCGCCUCAAUGAGGCCAAGAAGAGAGAGGUUCUGUCUGCAGCCGCAGCCGUGGGGGUUUCUGUGGCGUUUGGAGCUCCAAUUGGAGGAGUCCUCUUCAGCCUGGAGGAGGUGAGUUACUACUUCCCCCUGAAGACUCUGUGGCGGUCCUUCUUCGCCGCCCUGGUGGCGGCCUUCACGCUGCGCUCCAUCAACCCUUUCGGCAACAGCCGCCUGGUGCUCUUCUACGUGGAGUUCCACGCGCCGUGGCACCUGCUGGAGCUGGCGCCGUUCGUGCUGCUGGGCGUCUUCGGCGGCAUCUGGGGGGCGCUCUUCAUCCGCGCCAACAUCGCCUGGUGCCGCCGGCGCAAGACCACGCGCCUCGGCCGCUACCCCGUGCUUGAGGUGGUGGCCGUCACCCUGGCGACGGCCGUGCUGGCGUUCCCCAACGAGUACACGCGCAUGAGCGGCUCCGAGCUCAUCUCGGAGCUCUUCAACGACUGCAGCCUGCUCGACUCGUCCAAGCUGUGCGACUACGUCAACCAGGACGCCGCCAACAUCACCAAGCCCAGCAACGAGCUCCCUGAUAGGCCGGCGGGGGCAGGGCUGCACAGCGCCCUCUGGCAGCUGUCCCUGGCACUGCUCUUCAAGAUGGUGCUCACCGUGUUCACCUUCGGCAUGAAGGUGCCCUCUGGACUGUUCAUCCCCAGUAUGGCGGUGGGUGCCAUCGCGGGGCGCCUGCUGGGCGUGGGCAUGGAGCAGUUGGCAUACUACCACCACGACUGGCCGCUCUUCAAGGGCUGGUGCUCACAGGGGGCGGACUGCAUCACGCCGGGCCUCUACGCCAUGGUCGGCGCCACCGCAUGUCUGGGUGGCGUGACGCGCAUGACCGUGUCUCUGGUGGUCAUCAUGUUCGAGCUGACGGGGGGCCUGGAGUACAUCGUGCCCCUGAUGGCCGCCACCAUGACCAGCAAGUGGGUGGCGGACGCGCUGGGCCGCGAGGGCAUCUACGAGGCGCACAUCCGCCUCAACGGCUACCCCUUCCUGGAGGCCAAGGAGGAGUUCGGGCACAAGACGCUGGCCAUGGACGUGAUGCGGCCGCGGGCAGGGGGCCGGCGCGGGGACCCCCCCCUCGCCACGCUCUCGCAGGAGGGCAUGACCCUGGGCGAGGUGGAGGCGCUGGUGGGAGGGACCAAGUUCAGCGGGUUUCCAGUGGUGGUGUCACAGGAGUCGCAGAGGCUGGUGGGGUUGGUGCUCCGAAGAGACCUGCUCAUAUCAAUAGAUAACUCGCGUAAACACCAGGAGGGUGUGGUGAGCGCGUCCCGGGUGGUGUUCAGCGACCCGCCGCCCCCCCAGGUGGAGAACGGCCCCCCCGACCUGAAGCUGCGCUCCAUCCUGGACCUGAGCCCCUUCACGGUCACGGACCACACGCCCAUGGAGAUCGUGGUGGACAUCUUCAGGAAGCUGGGGCUCAGGCAGUGCCUCGUCACGCACAACGGGCGGUUGCUGGGCAUCAUCACCAAGAAGGACAUCUUGAAACACAUGGCACAGAUGGCCAACAGAGACCCAGACUCUAUCCUCUUCAACUGAGACACACACACACACACACACACACACACACACACAGACAUCCCACACACACAUACACACACACACACACACACACACACACACACACACACACACACACAUCUUCAUCCUCACCAUCUCUCCUGGUUUUUCCCAUGGACGGGGAUGGAUGACUGUUGGAUCUCCGUGUGUGUUUGUCAUGGAAAGGAGACCGGGCGGGAGUGUGAAUUCCGUCUCUCCCCCAAGGCAAAGCACUUACCUGGGCAUGACUCUCCCUCCACCCCCCCUCCCACCCCCCGGAUGAUCCUUAUCUUUCUGAAACUGAAGUCCCCUGAAGCUACAAGGGCUACUGGUGUGAAGAUGGACGAGCAGUCAAAAGUUUACACAAGCCCGGGACUGAGGACUGAUCGGAACUGUAUGAAGUGUGUUUGCGUGCGUGUGUGUUCAUGCGCGUGUGUGUGAGGAAGGGGAAUUCGCACCUCAACACAACAUUA